Molecule: messenger RNA, 6110 nt
Organism: Ceratina calcarata
Lineage: Eukaryota; Metazoa; Arthropoda; Insecta; Hymenoptera; Apidae
Product: nuclear receptor coactivator 2
Exons: 21
Coding region: 976-5853 (1625 amino acids)
Biological process (GO): cellular response to hormone stimulus; positive regulation of transcription by RNA polymerase II
Cellular component (GO): nucleus
Molecular function (GO): protein dimerization activity; nuclear receptor binding
Source: RefSeq, a predicted model, not a curated record
UCGCCGCUUCCGCGUUGUAUUUCGUUCAUAUCCGCAGGAAAACGGCCUCCACCCUCGGCCCCGUGUAUCGCGAUACAUAAAUCUCUCGUUUAUUUUCUUUAUCGGAUCUCUCCGCGGUCUCGUCUCAUGUUUCUUACCCGAGAGAGCGCUAUCACAGCCACGAACGCGCCACGGGUUCCCGACGAGCCGCGGCUGCCCGGAACGUCGCUCCGCUGUGUGGCUAAUCUGCGCGGUGCCGUAUUAGCUAGUCGAACACGACGAAUCACUCAGUUGCGCGUUCGACCCGGUAGGAAGAGGUGGUCGGAGACGACGUCCGCCGCGCGCUUAGAUUAUACGGGAGUUCGCGAGUUGCCGAGUGCGUGGAGGCUCGCUCGUUCAACUCAGCGCACGGCGUGGUGGAGGCGCGCGCGGGGUGUCAGCACAGCGACGACGAUUGUUGCGCGAAGAGAGGGAAGCUCGGGCAAAGCGCGCGCACGAGGAGACUAGCACACUGUAUUCUCGAGGAAAGAAAAGAGAGCUUACCGAGACUUGCAUAGGCAACUGGCUAGGCACGCAUACUAGCUGUGAGGGGAACGUCGUUCCAUGACAACUGGAUGACGGCUGUGUGGAUACAACACACCGUUAGUGAUGUAAGGUGUUCUACGCGAUAAAUGGUGACGUCGGCAGAAGCACGAGCACCGGCUACUCCGCGGUGACUCGAGUCACGCCGCGGGUGUGCUCCUUUACGAUCGCUCUUUCUCUCUCCUACGUUUCCCUUCUCUGUCCAACCACCCGAUCCGCCCGCGAGAUCCUUCCGCUCGCCAGUCUCUGCCACCGGAAACCAUUACCAGUUCGUUGCUCACUGUUGAACACGAGGAAGUCUGUGAACGGGUCUGUAAAGAGGUGCAUCGUUGGUUUAGGGAUUGGAUUAACGAGGAAUGGAAACACGAAUUUUGCGCAUCGACACGUUCCCCAGUCUGACCUGCGACCGCGAGGAUGCUUCUUGGAGAAAAGCCUAGCCCGUGUGAACUACAGGACCCACUGUGGGUCAAAAUGAGUGCGAUUACUGGCAGUAUCACCAAGAAGAGAAAGAAGUCAGAUGCCAAGCCUCAGUCGCAGAUCAACAAGUGCCUUAACGAAAAAAGACGACGGACCCAGGAAAACCAUUUUAUGGAUGAGCUUACCGAGCUGAUUUCCGUCACGGACAUGAGCUCUGGCAAGACUGACAAAUGCCAGAUCCUUCAGAGAACCGUCGACCAGAUUCGGCACAUUAGGCAACAGGAAGGCUCGAAUAGUCAUGCCGUACAACAGGGGGAAGUGUCUUCUUCGAAUCCUAACAUACUGUCCACCGAUCAAGUUGGUCCUAUUUUACUCGAGGCGCUAGAUGGCUUUUUAUUUGUUGUAAAUACGGAGGGACGAGUGGAGUACGUAACUGAUAACAUAACGCAGUACAUAAAUUACACGAAGGAUGAUGUGCUCGGCAAGGAUAUUUAUAAUAUUAUUCACCAUGGAGACCACAACACCUUCAUGCCGAGCUUGUUGCCUAUGCCAUUAGGCUGGACGAACGAGCAGCAGCAGCAGCCCCAAAGGAACCGUACGUUCAGUUGCCGCUUCUUGGUGAAGCCUCCUGAUGAUAAGGAAGAGACUAUGGAAGAGAAGCAGCAACGAGUAUCGAAAUACGAGUCUAUGCAAAUCUGUUCAGCUCUUUUGCCAAAUAAUAGCGAUCGUCUCGAGACUGGUGACGUGUCCUCUGAAUCUUCGGACAACGGUCCUUGCGUAAUGUGCGUGGCUCGCAGGAUACCACCGAACGAGAAGCCCAUUGGUACGCCCAUCGAACAGUUCACUGUCAAGUUGGACACCACGGGGAAAAUAAUCGCGGUUGACAUUAUCUGGCUGUCACCUCCUUACUCAGAAUAUCUAAGCAAGGAUUUGAUUGGCACUGCAAUAAAGGAUUUGUGCCACCCUCAUGAUCUCAGUAAACUAACCGCACACUUGAACGAUACGCUUCAAGUUGGCGAGAGUACCAGCGGUGUGUACCGGCUACGCGUUAGUUCCGAUAAGUACCUUAACAUUCAAACAAAGUCGAAACUUUUCAAAGCCAGUGUGAUGAAUACACUCGUUACGGACUUCAUUAUGGCCACCAACACCAUCAUUGGGGACAAUGACUUAACGCCUAUCGAGGGUGGUCAGCUUUCCAACAACAAAGUGUGCUCUGGACACUCUAGUAACCGUUGUGCGAAUAAUAGUAAUAAUAAUAAUGGUAACAAUAACAAUAACGUGGGUGGCCCGCUGAUGUCCGUGGCGCAUCUGAACGGUCAAGUGAGUGGUAUCAGUGGUCGGGGGUUGGCGGGCACGUCGUCGCACACGGUGGCAUCCUCCUCGUCGUCGAACUCGAUAGUGUUUAGCGCGGCCGAGUCUUGCAACAACCCCCUGCCGUCGCUAACUACCAGUAAUCCGUUCAACCACUUUUCGGGGAACAUGGACUUGGAAUUCGAGCUCUUCCCCAGUUCCACAUGGGACUUGGAUAGUAGCAGCGGUUGGGCAGAUAGGCCCGAGUCGAGAGCGAGCGGGCCACCAAAUUCACGACCACCUUCCCAGCCAGCUCCGACAUCUCCGAGUCCCCAGGGAACGUUCUCCUCUAAUACAGCGGUGGCGCCUCACUGCAGUCCCAUGCGCGCGUUCAGCCCGACCUCAGGCAACGCAGCUCACACCUUCAGUAAUUCGUUCCCCUUCAGUCCGCUUCAGGAAUCACAGACGUCCGCCUUGACGAACAACGCUGCUAGUAGUGUUAGUGCUAAGGGAGCUGCCGCCGCCGGUUUGACGCCCAAGAGGCAGGACGAAGGGAAGACCGCCGGGGGAUGCUCAACCACCAACCAGGCCACCAUGGACGUCGGGAACAAUACCGCGAGAAACACGGCGACGUCUGUUGCUGGUGCAGCCGUUGCUGGCGGCGCGGCUGGCCAGACCAGCGCCGCGACCCCGACCUCGGUCGUAGAGACUCAAAACAGUGUUGUGUCCACGGAGUCCGGUAGACUCAGAAACUUGUUGACCAAGGGAGCUAGUGCUAGUGAGGAUAGUCAGGACAAUACGAAUAAUGAUUCCGAGAGCCAAAAUAAACAUAGGAUAUUAAAGAUCUUGUUGAAUCAACAAGACGAGGACGAUUUUCAUCCGGAACAUAAUAGUAAAGUGCGCACGAGUCCUAGCAACAUGCCAAAACCUAGCAUGGAGCAUUCGAAAUCUUCGCUUGGAAAUAAUAUGCUGCUACAGCUGUUGAACGAGAAGAAUGACGAUGAGGACGAAGAAGCACGCGCCGGUUUGAAAAAGAGGAACGAACUCCUGCAACAACUCUUGAAAGAUCAAGACGACGAGAGAAAGGUACAAGAGCAACAGUGCAAGUCACAGACUCGAGAAGAGGAUUCGCUAUUGCGAAGCCUAGGAUUUAGGAAUACCACUCCAUCGCCGUCUCAAUCAGGUGACAGCCAUGGUAGUUCAACUCAGGUUGGUCAGAAGAGACCUGGUGAAGAUGGCGAUUUGAACAUAGCAGUGAAACGGCCCAUGGACGGGUCGCAUCAAGUGUCUUCUUCCGGCACGUCGACUGCGACUAGCAAGCUCUGGGAGAAGAACAAAAUGUUGGCCUCGCUGUUGGCCAAACAGCCACCUCAGCCAACCACUAUCCCACCCAUACCUGCAUCUGUGAUAUCGGCAACGCCACAGGAUAAGCUUCGAAGUAUAGGAUUGAAACCGCAACCGCAACCGCCACAGUCGCAAUCUCAGCCACAAUCGCAACAGCAGCAACAACAACAGCAGCAGCAACAGCAGCAGCAGCAGCAGCAACAACAACAACAACAACACCAGCAACAACAGCAGCAGCAGCAACAGUCGUGGGCAGGUGGCAGUAUACAGUCGGUUGGUGGUAAUACGAUUACGACGACCGCUACUUCCGCGCGUACGCCUCUCCAAAGCCAGUCGAGACCACUACCUCGUCAAGCAACCAAUACCUACCUCACUCAUAUGCUAAGUCAGCAACAAAGACCUCAGAUGGGUCAAAUUGAUUCAGAAUUCACGGGCAGCGGGGAGUAUCGCCAAGCAAGUAACGAUCCCACCACUUGGGAUAAUCAAUCAUCAGAUCCAGAUCUAUCCGAUAUUUUAGAUCAAGUUAUCGAAUUCGUACCGGACGAAGCUAUUGCAGAUUCGUCUGCGAUAGCAAAUCUGUUAGAUGUAAUCGAAGCGCCGCAAAACAAUGCGUUGAACGAGAAGAUGGCGAUUAACGCGAUACAGAAGUCGUUGAUGUUAUGCGAGACUGCCGUAAAUCCAACGUCUUCCACCAUAACAAUUCCUGGCACGCCUCCAGCUUACUCUACCGCGUUGGGCACGACGCCCGUAACGACGAGUCAUAGUUACCAGCCACCACCGAUGUAUCAACAGCAACCGAGAAUGAGGUUUAACACGCAGCCGGGUGUCAGGCAGGCGACCACUCAAUUCACGCAGCAGCAACAGUUGCAGUUGCAGCAGCGAACGAAAUUGAUACAGCAGCAGCAACAGCAGCAAUUGAAGCAGAGGCUCCUGCAGCAGCAACAACAGCAGCAGUUGCUCAUUCCUUCUAAUGCUACAGCUACGGACCAAAUUACCACCGGCAUCCACAAUAUCGAUAAUCUUCUCAACAACACCGUUGCGCCAAACGUAUCAUUACAGCGAUCGAGUGUACCAGAUUCACAAGUGUCUCCAGGAUAUGGGGGAUCCGUCCAGAUGCCUUCCGGUCAUCGACUUGCUCACUCGUACUCUCAUCCUUCAACGUUACCACAACAUCCCAUUGUAAAUAAUAAUUUCAACAGCGGUCAACAAGUGUCUGCUGCGGCGCGACUCUCGCCGCAUUCCCCGGCUGGUAUUCUGUCGUUCUCGCAUCCCCAGCCGUUGUCACCGCGAGUGACGCAAGGCAACUAUGGUAAUACCCCGAGAUUAUUCAACGUUAACCAGGUGAGGUCGCAGCAACAGCCGACCGCGCAGCAGCAGUUGCAGCAGCAGCAGAGAUCGAUGCCGUCGCCAGGGACACCGGCGUCCGCUCGGCAAUCCCCGUUCCCGGCAGAAACCUUUCCCCCGCCCACGUCCCCGACCGCUAGCCAGUUUCCUCCUGGUCCCAAUCCCGGUGCUCCGAAUCCUCCGGCCCAAUAUCGGUUGCAACGGACCACGUCUACACCUUCAGCCACGACUCAGCUCCCAGGUGGGGUAGGUUCGCCCCGGCACUAUGGCGGAGUGAGUAAGGAACAACCUCUUCUUUCACCUAGUCAUCCACAUUCGGGUUGCAACCCAGCAACACCGACUCAUAAUCAACACAACGUAACGAAUACCCAACAACACUUCUCCAACCAACAACAUUCUUCUAUGAUAUACCACACGACCGCCAAUACAAUCAACACAGCUGACAUGCAGAACAAUCAGUUCUGUUACGAUCGGACGUCUGUUCCACUCUAUUCGUCAGGGCCCGGGGACACGCAGGAUGCCAGGCCUUUGCCUCCCGGUAAUCCUGUCAAUCACCAAUUGGGUGGAAACGCAAGCAGCACCUCGGAGUUCGUGAGACAAGAGCUCAGAGCGAUCGUCGGCGCGCGAACGCAGCAGCAGCAACAGCAAAGGGUACCUAACAACAUACAGAACAACCUCUCUGGUCAAGUAUCUCAGGACGAUCUUGAAGCGCUCGGCCUUACGUUUGAAAUGUCUUCAGCAGGUGAGGCUGUGGUUAACGAUGGCCCUGCAAAGAGCUGGGCCAUUGGGAGUGCCGGAAGUGCCCCCUCGUCCUCCAGGACUUCUAUGGAGGAAGUGGCUCGAGGUGAUCCGAAGGUGAACCAGUCAUCGCUGUUGCAAAAGCUGUUGUCGGAGUGACUGCCGGCCAGCACUUUGAACAGUAAUGAGAUCUAUGUAAUAUACGUUUGAAGGGGAGACCGCAAGUGAAGAACAAAACCCCAGGGCAGGGUGAUUAUAGAGAAGGGAGGACAAAGAAAUCGGUCAUACAUACACACAUACGCAUGUACACCCUAUACGUAAUGGAUACUAAAUUGUACUAUAUGUAAACGCUGGAACAUACACGAAGUCAGUAUUCAGACACGUAUCACCAAAUACAAUUUUGAUGAAAAGAUGAA